Messenger RNA from Impatiens glandulifera, 1642 nucleotides. RefSeq names its product 7-deoxyloganetic acid glucosyl transferase-like. The record is from RefSeq and is a predicted model, not a curated record. Bases 35 to 1501 code for a protein of 488 amino acids. The transcript has a single exon. Gene Ontology annotation, molecular function: UDP-glycosyltransferase activity. Lineage: Eukaryota; Viridiplantae; Streptophyta; Magnoliopsida; Ericales; Balsaminaceae.
AGAAGAGAAACUCUUGUAUUAAUCAAUAAAUACAAUGAAGGCAAUUGAGGAAGAGACAGAUACAGAAAUGGAGCAAAAAGAAAGUCGUCUCUCUCCUCCUCCUCCUCAUGUCCUAAUCUUCCCUCUCCCUCUACAAGGACCAGUGAACUCUCUCCUGAAACUCGCCGAACUCCUCUGUAUCGGCGGUCUUCAUGUUACCUUCCUCGUCACCGACCACAUCAACCGUCGCAACAGCAAGAUCCAUUCCCAUUUCAGUCGGUACCCAGGUUUCUACCUUGACACCAUCUCCGAUGGCCUGCCGGAAGACCAUCCUCGAACCGCCGAUACUUUCAUGGAGAUCUUCGAUUCCUUGGAGAACACAACCAAACCGUUAUUCAAGGAAAUGCUUCGGAGGAAAAGCACCGAUGAUUAUGAACACGUCCGACCGCCUGUGAAUUGUGUGAUAGGAGAUGGGAUAUUGGGAUUUACAAUCGAAGUAGCGAGGGAAUUGGGUAUACCCAUAAUUUGUACUAGAACCAUUAGUCCUUGUUUCCUUUGGCUGGUGUUUUGUCUCCCAAAAUUAUUCGAAGCCGGCGAAUUACCCUUUGAUGAUGAUGAUUUGGAUGUUCCGAUUAAAAGUGUUCCCGGGAUGGAAGGAUUCCUCCGGCGUCGAGAUCUACCAAGUUUCUGCCGUGCCGGUGACUUAACAGAUCCAAAUCUGAGAUUAUACUUGAGUGAGAUUAAUCUUUCCCCUCGAGCAGAUGGAUUAAUACUCAACAGCUUCGAAGAACUUGAAGGCCCACUUCUGUCUCACAUACGCACUCUAUGUCCAAAUCUCUACACAAUCGGACCUCUCCACGCCCAUCUGAACUACAAAUUAUCGACGGAAACAUCGUCGAGAUCUUCCAACUUCCGUGAUGAAGAAGAUAGAAGCUGCCUGUCCUGGCUAAACGCCCAACCGGAGAAAUCAGUCAUCUAUGUUAGCUUCGGUAGUAUAGUAGUCCUUACAAUUGAGCAAAUGACCGAAUUCCGUCAAGGAUUGGUGAAUAGCGGACACAGGUUCUUAUGGGUCAUCAGAGAUGACGCGAUUACCGGCGGCGGAGGCGGGGGAUGGUUGAGAGAGGAGAAGAGUAGCAGGGGAUACAUAGUGGGAUGGGCGCCACAAGAGGAGGUUCUAAGUCACCCUUCAGUUGGUGGGUUCUUGACACAUAGUGGUUGGAAUUCAACUCUAGAGAGUAUAUACGAAGGGAAACCGAUGCUUUGUUGGCCAUACUUUGUGGAUCAGCAAUUGAACAGCAGGUUUGUGGGUGAGGUUUGGAAAUUGGGUUUGGAUAUGAAGGAUACUAGGGAUCGAUUUCAGGUUGAGAAGAUGGUUCGGGAAAUCAUGUCGGAUAAGUUUAAUCGGUGUUCAGAUCAGAUGGCUCGUCUAGCUAGACAAUCCAUUGAAGAAGAUGGGUCCUCGUCGCGUGAUCUUAAUCGAUUGAUUCAAGAUAUAAAAGCAAUGACUAUUAACCAUAAUUAGCUAUGUCUUUCUGCUAUCUUUGAUGAUCUUUCUUUUGGUUGGAUUAUCUUUGAUGAUUACUUUCUUUUGGCUACUUUUGAUGUUUCAUGUAUAUAAGUUGCAAGAAAUAAUUUCUAUAUGGAGGGCUUUUAUUUAUUUUUA